Cordyceps fumosorosea ARSEF 2679 is the source of this 381-nucleotide messenger RNA. Its product is annotated as nuclear transport factor 2. The coding region runs from base 1 to 381 and encodes 126 amino acids. Gene Ontology annotation, biological process: protein import into nucleus. The transcript is spliced from 6 exons. Gene Ontology annotation, cellular component: nuclear pore central transport channel. The record is from RefSeq and is a predicted model, not a curated record. NCBI's taxonomy places the organism in Eukaryota, Fungi, Ascomycota, Sordariomycetes, Hypocreales, Cordycipitaceae.
AUGUCUGGAGAUUUUGAGAACGUCGCCAGAGAAUUCAUCAAGUUCUACUACGAGCAGUUCGAUGCGGACCGCAAUAACCUUGCCUCUCUCUACCGCGAACAAUCUAUGCUGACAUUCGAGUCCUCUUCCGUUCUCGGUACCAACGCCAUUGUUGAGAAGCUCACCUCUCUUCCUUUCCAGAAGGUCAAGCACCAGGUUUCUACUCUCGAUGCCCAGCCCAGCAUGGUUGAGGGCGGUAUUGUCAUCCUCGUCACCGGUCAGCUUCUUGUCGAUGAGGAGCAGCGUCCUAUGAACUACACCCAGGCUUUCCAGCUUGCCCGUGACGCCGCUAGCGGACAGUACUUCGUGUUCAACGACGUCUUCAAGCUGGUCUACGGUUAA